AUGGAGCGUGCGGGGCUUAACCGUAUGAAGCCUCACCAUGAAGAGAACGAAAUAGAUCCUCAGAACAUCACUGGCUUUCGUCAGGGGCUGGGGACGCAACACGCUAUGAAGCUGGGGAAAAGCCAGAUGCUAGACAACACAACAAGAGGAGUCAAGGACAUCCUAGGCCUAGACCUAGAAAGGGCCUUUGAUAACAUACGGCACUCCUUCAUUCUCCAACAAAUCUCAACACUCGGAGUUGGUCAAUGUCUCCAUGACUACAUCCGUGACUUCCUCAAGGGAAAGCAGGCCUCACUACAAGUCAGGUCUCUGCAGUCGGAGCCAGUCGUACUGGGCGACUGA
This is a messenger RNA of Dermacentor andersoni, 342 nucleotides long. RefSeq lists its product as uncharacterized. NCBI's taxonomy places the organism in Eukaryota, Metazoa, Arthropoda, Arachnida, Ixodida, Ixodidae. The record is from RefSeq and is a predicted model, not a curated record.